Molecule: messenger RNA, 1335 nt
Organism: Sardina pilchardus (European sardine)
Lineage: Eukaryota; Metazoa; Chordata; Actinopteri; Clupeiformes; Clupeidae
Gene: gabrr3a
Product: gamma-aminobutyric acid type A receptor subunit rho3a
Exons: 9
Coding region: 70-1335 (421 amino acids)
Biological process (GO): nervous system process; regulation of membrane potential; signal transduction
Cellular component (GO): neuron projection; plasma membrane; synapse
Molecular function (GO): extracellular ligand-gated monoatomic ion channel activity; neurotransmitter receptor activity; chloride channel activity
Source: RefSeq, a predicted model, not a curated record
AAGAGGAACAAGGACGUCUUCCUGGGGGAGAACACGCGCCACAAGCACGGAGGGCGGAUAGACUUUAAAAUGAAGAAGUCAGACAGCACCAAGUCUCUGCUCAUCAAAUCCGAACAGCUACUGAGGAUUGAGGACCAUGACUUUGCUAUGAGGCCUGGCUUUGGAGGGUCAGCCAUACCUGUGGGUAUCGAUGUUCAGGUUGAAAGCAUUGACAGCAUCUCUGAAGUCAACAUGGACUUCACCAUGACGCUGUACCUGAGGCACUAUUGGCAGGAUGACCGCCUGGCGUUCCCCUCCAGCAACAACAAGAGCCGCACGUUUGACGCCCGGCUGGUGAAGAAGAUCUGGGUUCCGGACGUGUUCUUCGUCCACUCCAAACGUUCCUUCAUCCACGACACCACCAUGGAGAACAUCAUGCUCCGGGUCUAUCCUGAUGGGAACAUCCUCUACAGUGUUAGGGUGACUGUAACUGCUCUGUGUUCUAUGGACUUCAGCAGUUUCCCCCUGGACACACAAAACUGCUCUCUAGAAUUGGAGAGUUACGCCUAUAAUGAGAAUGACCUGAUGCUCUACUGGAAGAACGGGAACGAUUCACUAAGGACUGAUGAGAUUGUGCUCUCUCAGUUUUUUAUUGAAGAAUUCCAGCCUUCCUAUGGGCUAGCCUUUUACAGCAGCACCGGCUGGUAUAACCGGCUGUACAUCAACUUCCUGCUGCGGCGGCACAUCUUCUUCUUCAUGCUGCAGACCUACUUCCCCACCAUGCUGAUGGUCAUGCUGUCCUGGGUCUCCUUCUGGAUCGACCGCCGCGCCGUGCCCGCACGCGUCUCCCUCGGCAUCACCACGGUGCUGACCAUGUCCACUAUCAUUACGGGCGUGUCAGCGUCCAUGCCGCAGGUGUCGUACGUGAAGGCGGUGGACAUCUACCUGUGGGCCAGCUUCCUCUUCGUCUUCCUGUCCGUCAUCGAGUACGCGGCCGUCAACUACUUCACCACCGUGGAGGAGAUGAAGAGGCUCAAGAAGGGCACCGUUCCCACCACAUACAACACUAACCAGGCCAUGGCGUUUGAUGGCUGUUUCCAUGACGAGAUUGACCUCUCACCUUUCCCCGAGAUGCCCACCACGCCCAACACGGACCGCACGGUGCCCCCGCUGAACUCCACCUCGGCGGCGGAGCCCCCCCCCACCGAGGGCACGCGUCUAUGGCGACGGCGCUCCGUACGCCACAACCUCAAGUUCAUCAUGAGCAACAGCUACAUGAUCGACUCGUACUCGCGCAUCAUCUUCCCCCUCGCCUACCUGCUCUUCAACAUCAUCUACUGGUGCAUGUACUCCUGA